Molecule: messenger RNA, 3297 nt
Organism: Penicillium macrosclerotiorum
Lineage: Eukaryota; Fungi; Ascomycota; Eurotiomycetes; Eurotiales; Aspergillaceae
Exons: 2
Coding region: 1-3297 (1098 amino acids)
Biological process (GO): monoatomic ion transport; transmembrane transport
Cellular component (GO): membrane
Molecular function (GO): monoatomic ion channel activity
Source: RefSeq, a predicted model, not a curated record
AUGCUAGCUUCUCUGCUCCGUCCGAAAGGGCGGCGCGGGCAGUUGGAUCAAAUGUCCUUUUCCUCCCCCUUUGGCCCCGAUCAGAGCUCGUCGCCAUGGUUUGGAGCGGCUCGGCGACGCGGGCCAGCGCGAGGGCGACCGGGUGGAGACCCGGAGGACGAAGACGCGCCCGAGCUCGAGGAGAUUGACGAAGAUAUGGAGGAAAACUGGGGAGGGCAUGAAGAGGAGGACGAUGAGGAUCAAGCUCAGCUGGAAUCGAGUCCCCUCCUGCCCAUUUUCUCGGCUUCGCAUUUGGAUUCCCUCCCCGUCUAUGAGCUAACCCAUGCCAUUCGCCCGUUGAUCGCCUCCCGAUGUGAAACCACCCUGACGUGGGACCAACUGCGGUCGCCGCAGGUGUCUCAGUUCUUGGUCAAACCGAUUCAGCAGAAGAUCAUGUCUGCACACUUUUCACGUGCCACACUCUAUGCCUUGAUGGCAAACUGUCUGCAAUUCGAAAAAGAAAUCCAUUCCAACCCGGGCAAUAGCGGCGCCAGCCAGACCCGAGCGAUGGUCAGCGAGUUGCUCGCCAUCAAGUUGCUACGAGAAUACACCACACGAGAGUUGAUCGAUGCCCUGUCCUAUGAAUUCUAUCCUCUCCAGGGACAGGACUCCACCACAACUUGGGCUUCUCGUCCGUCUGGAAAGCGAUUGGCAGGGACUGCGCGAGUUUCCUGUCUUGAGGUCGCAAUUCGAGCGCAGGCGAAACGAUUUCUUGCCCAUCCCGUCGUGGUGCAGCAAUUAGAGGCGAUCUGGGCAGGAACCAUCGUUUUCCAUUCUACGGCUGAUAACCUUCAUCGACGUGUCCAUCGACCCGCGUUGGCGGAACGGGACUACGGGACGUCCGCAGAUCCUCAUGGACUCCCACUGCCAUCCUCCGGGCAAGCGUCAUUCCGGCGCUCGGUGACCCUGUACAACCCCCGCGAGGCGUCCUUAUUCAAGCUUUCCAGAUUACGAGUACCACGGUAUCGACAAUUUCUGUCCACUCUCUCCUUCGCUGUCCUCCUGGGCCUCUUUCUGGCGGUCCUCGAACAGCGUAGCCGGCAGAUCACCUCUCUGGAAGUCAUAUUCUGGUUCUGGAGUGCUGGGUUUAUGCUGGACGAGAUUGUAGGUUUUAACGAACAGGGAUUUAGUCUCUAUCUUAUGAGCUUCUGGAAUCUCUUCGAUUUGGGAAUUCUGCUGUUGCUUUUCUGUUAUUACUGUCUCCGCAUCUAUGGUGCUUUCUUGACAUAUCCACGAAACCGGCAAAUGGCCAAUCAAGCAUAUGAUGUGCUCGCUGCCAAUGCGGUCCUCCUGUUUCCUCGCUUAUUUUCGAUUCUGGAUCACUAUCGUUAUUUCUCGCAGCUUCUGAUUGCAUUUCGCAUCAUGGCAUCUGAUUUGAUUGCGGUUUUUGUUUUAAUCAUCAUUGCCUGCAGCGGCUUCUUCGUCGCAUUCUUGUCUUUUGGCAAUGAUAAUUCUCCAAAGACCGUCGCCUACGGAUUAUUUCAAAUGUUGAUGGGAUUUACGCCUACUGCAUGGGCAAUGUGGGAUGAGUAUAAUCUGCUGGGAAGAAUUAUCUUGACGAUCUUUCUUUUCAUUUGCCAUUUUGUGGUGGUCACCAUCCUCAUUACGGUACUCACCAAUUCUUUCAUGAGAAUUGUUCAGAAUGCCAAUCAGGAGCAUCAGUUCCUGUUUGCCGUCAAUACUAUCUCGAUGGUUAAGUCGGAUGCUCUUUUCUCCUAUGUGGCGCCCACAAAUAUCAUCGCCUGGCUUGUCACCCCAUUUCGGUACAUGAUGCCUUUCCGCCAAUUCAUCCGUUUGAACCGCACCAUCAUCAAGAUCACUCAUAUGCCAAUCUUGUUCACAAUCUGCUUGUAUGAGAAGACAAUACUCAGCAGCCAAGUCGUGGAGCCUAUGGAUCUCGUUGAGACAACACGACGUCCUGAAUUACCCAGCCGUGCGCAGAAUUGGCAUCCAAGUCGCUUUCAUGCGUUCAGUAGCCACGCACAUCGGCUUGUGCGUGAACCGUCGGUGGCAACAUAUCAAAAGGACCAAGCGCUAGAAGAGGUGUUUCGGCGGCCUUUCAGUGAUGAUCGAAUGCGUGGGCUGAGCAGCGUUCGUAAACAGGAGAAUAAUAACGUCAUCAAAGACUGGAUGCAAGAGAUUGGCUCUGGUCCAGCUCAUACUCCGGACGACGAAGAUUCAGUGGCUGAUCGUCUCGAGAUGCCGGUUCGACGGCUUCGAUUCCCUUUCCGCAAAACACUGACGGGACAUGGCCGAAACUUUACCGAGACAACCCGUUCAGUCGCAUCCAAUCCCGAAGAUCGAGUCAGCCAUAUUGCUAGUCCGGCUUUCCGACGUCGCCGCGACUUUAAAUCCCCGACACGGACUCGACAGCUCUCCCAGCAUACCGACAUGGAGGGAGAUGAUGAGCUGACCAGUGAUGAUAAUGACUUUAAUGACAAAAUCUCCGAUAAGGGGUCUAUCAGUGAUAACGCUAAUCCUGUCGGAGGUACCGAGAAGACGACCCCCAAGUUCUAUAGUUCUCGCCCGUCAACGGCCAGAAUCAUUUCCCGCCGUGGUAGUCCCACGCGCCGUCCGAAGCAUCAUCGAAAUAUUUCCGGUGCCACCAUGCUCUACAAUCCUAUUGGAUCACCCGACCUUGGCUCUGAAGGUCAAGCGAGUCCUUUCCGAACUAAGAGCGACUCCGAGGAUGAUCAACUGCCCGUUGUAUCCACUUCAGUGGAUCAAAGCACGAUGAAGAGGUACCCCCCGCUUACUGCAGCCCUGGCGCGGAACGCCUCUCUGGGGUUAAAUCCGAUGUCUGUUCCCGAGCUUGAUGGGCUCUACAUGUCCGAUCGGCCCACUUCCGCCCGUCCGCAGCGGUCCCUUCUGUUUGAUCUCGGCUCGGACCUCGGGGACAAUAAAGCGGUGACCGGGGCUUUUGCAGGUGCUGUGCCAUCUAGCUUCAACACCCAGGUGGCCUUUGCCACGGGAGGACUCCGUCGCGAUGUACCGAGUCAGACUCAAGACAUGCUCAGCAAGCUGGUCUUGGCCCGAAUGAAUAACAUCGAAGAAGGAUUCCGGGAGGUAAUCAAGGAGGUGAAGGAUCUCCGACAUGGCUCCAGCCGCAGCCGCAGCCGCAGCCAGCCUGAUGAACUUCGGGCGGUGGUACGCGAGAAGAAGAAGCGGGUGGAGAAGAAGGAAACAAACUUGAAGAAACGCAGACCCAACUCGGAGGAAAGCCGGACUGGUCGUGAUGGGAAACGCCCGGAUCCAUAA